This is a messenger RNA of Trifolium pratense (red clover), 2434 nucleotides long. Its product is annotated as mitotic checkpoint serine/threonine-protein kinase BUB1. Lineage: Eukaryota; Viridiplantae; Streptophyta; Magnoliopsida; Fabales; Fabaceae. Gene Ontology annotation, molecular function: protein kinase activity; ATP binding. The record is from RefSeq and is a predicted model, not a curated record. The transcript is spliced from 19 exons. Gene Ontology annotation, biological process: protein phosphorylation; mitotic spindle assembly checkpoint signaling; meiotic sister chromatid cohesion, centromeric. The coding region runs from base 501 to 2066 and encodes 521 amino acids.
AUCAUAUUGAGAAUUUGUUUUCAGAUAAUUGCAAUUCAUGCUCUUAUGCUUUGGUGUUCUUGUGUUGAUUUUGCAGGUACACUUGCAUAAAAAUAAGAACCUUUUCUCCCUUGCAAGAAAUGAAAAUCCAGGAGGAUUGGAGUAACAGAUGUUUACCUGCAAAGGAAGGAAGGAGCAAUAGAAUUUAAGAAGAGCAUUCACUACCAAUGGAGCCUACACCACCAAUAAAGGAAAGUUGAUUUUCAGAUUCAAACAGUGAAAGUGAAAGACACAAGAGAAGCAAUUUAAAGAGUUUGUAUAUUUAGUUUUGGAGACAAUGAAAUGAACCACAAAAUAAGCAAAUAAAGAGGUGAAAGCUUCCACCAUUACCAGAUGUAGCAGUACAGAGGGCUGCAUGUUUGAUUGCAGUUUAAGAAAUUAUACGACUCAGAGAUAGAGAGAGUCCUUGCUCAUUGUACCAAAAAAAAAAAGAGAGAGUCCUUGCUCAACGACUCAACUGAAUGGCCACCGCGCUCCACAACUCCCCGGCUUUCGUCGACGAUCCUCUCUUGCCCUUUCUCUGGUCAAUCAAAAAAGCCUUAGAAGAUUCCACGCACAAUCUCACCAAGUUACUCUCAUAUUGCAUCAACAAAUUCAAGGACAAUCACCGCUACCGAAAUGAUCCCAGAUUUCUCAAGAUCUGGUUCCUCUAUAUGGAUGCUAGUGCUGAUUUUGACUGUGUUUUCAAACAACUGCUGGAUAGUGAUGUAUGUGCCAACGAUGCUUCACUUUAUGUGUAUGCUGCAUGUUUUUUUGAAGCAAAGGGUAGAUUGCGCGAUGCCCAAAUCAUCUAUAAGCUCGGCAUUUCCAGAAAUGCAGAGCCAAUUAAGUGGUUGGAAAAGGCGUAUACCUUAUUUCUCAGUAGAUUAUCCGAAAUAUGUAAUGCUGCUUCAAGCCAGAAGGCUGAUUAUAAAGAAUCUGCUACAUUGCAAAAUGAUGGCAUUAUUCCAUGGGACACCUCUACUCUGAAUGACCUUUUGAAGAAGAUAAAUCCUUUAAUUGUGAAAUUUGACGGGUAUCGUUCGAGCACUAAACCUUAUACAGGAAAAGUGGCCUUAUCCACUUUGAAGAAUGCAUCAAGGAAUAAAGUUAUAGAAAUAGGUGGAAUGAAGUACCAUAUCAAGGGCUGUGCAGGACAGGGUGGUUUUGCUCAAGUAUACAAGGCAAAUGUCAACAAUGACCCUGAUGAUGUUGUGGCACUAAAGAUACAAAAGCCAGCUUUCCCUUGGGAAUUUUACAUGUAUCGUCAGCUUGAUCAGCGCAUCUCUGGCAGAGAAAGGUCAAGUUAUGGUUUCGCUCAUAAAAUUCAUCUCUAUUCUGACUGUAGCAUACUCGUUUGUGACUAUUUAGCUAAUGGGACAUUACAGGAUGUCAUCAACUCAUAUUUGGUCAUAGGAAAAUCCAUGGAAGAAGUAUUGUGCAUGUAUUACACAACAGAAAUGUUGCACAUGAUUGACACUUUGCAUGAUGUUGGCUUGAUUCAUGGUGAUUUCAAGCCUGAUAAUCUGCUUAUAUGCUAUUCUAGGGGUAACCUCACGGAAGAAGGGUUCUUAGACCGAAGCGGUUCUUGGGGUGAUCAGGGUCUUUGCCUUGUUGACUGGGGAAGAGGGAUUGAUCUUCAUCUCUUUCCAGAUCACACAAUAUUUAAAGGUGAUUGUAGAACUUCUGGUUUUCGGUGCAUUGAGAUGCAGGAGGACAAGCCAUGGAAAUUUCAGGUAGAUGCGUAUGGCCUUUGUGGUGUUGUCCAUACAAUGCUGCAUAAUUGCUAUAUGGAAAUUGUUAAGAAAGAAUCAUCUGAUGGGGGCUCUGUGUACCUUCCCAAACUACCCUUUAAACGUUACUGGAACGCCGACCUCUGGAAGACUUUCUUCACUAAGAUGCUAAAUAACUACCCCUGCCAUGAUGAUAGGAAGUUGCUGCAGGAAUUGAAGAAGUCCUUCCAGGACUAUAUGGUCUCUGAUCCUCAAUGUAUAAAGAAACUCAAGGAGUUACUCGCGAAGCAAAGGGCUUCUCUGUGUUCUGCUUAGUGACAAUGCAAGCAGUCAAAGACAGACUACGAAGGGCGUGCAACUUGCAAGUGUAUUUAACCUUGAAUUUUAUUGGGUUAAAGAUUACAAUACUUUAAAGUGAAGCAAGGAUAGAUCAUCCUUAUUUGUUCACUUUAGAAACAAACCAACGUGUAAAGAGUUAUUUUCUUUAAUGGCUAUGCAUUAGCAUAAGGGUCUGGAAUAUAAGUUUUUCAAUGGUGUAAAUGUGUAAAUGACAGUGCGUUGUAAUUUGUAAGCAAGUAUGACUGUUUAGUUCCACCAAAAGGACUUUUCAUGUACAUGAAGUCAUGACUCAUGAACGAAUUCAGCAAAUCAAAGAUAAAAAAAAUAAAAAAAUAACUUCCUGA